AUGGACGAUGGUGAUUGGAAAGACAAGGGCGGUGACAGUGAAGAUGACGAGAUGGACGAUGAUGAUUGGAGAGACGAGGGCGGUGACAGUGAUGAUGACGAGAAGAUUGACGAUGAUGAAUGGAAAGACGAAGGCGGUGACAGUGAAGAUGACGAGAUGGACGAUGAUGAUUGGAGAGACGAGGGCGGUGACAGUGAAGAUGACGAGAAGAUUGACGAUGAUGAAUGGAAAGACGAAGGCGGUGACAGUGAAGAUGACGAGAUGGACGAUGAUGAUUGGAAAGACGAGGGCAGUGACAGUGAAGAUGACGAGAUGGACGAUGAUGAUUGGAGAGACGAGGGCGGUGACAGUGAUGAUGACGAGAAGAUUGACGAUGAUGAAUGGAAAGACGAAGGCGGUUAG
Nematostella vectensis (starlet sea anemone) is the source of this 402-nucleotide messenger RNA. Its product is annotated as aspartate and glycine-rich protein-like. Lineage: Eukaryota; Metazoa; Cnidaria; Anthozoa; Actiniaria; Edwardsiidae. Bases 1 to 402 code for a protein of 133 amino acids. The transcript has a single exon. The record is from RefSeq and is a predicted model, not a curated record.